CAGACUACAAGUGCCAAAAUGUAAAGUAAAGCUUCGCUUCCUGUCUUUUCCCUUUGGAUAAAAUAGGCCCUCUUAUAAAUUCUAUUUGGUUACAUUUAUUAUUGUCGUCGGAAUUAUAUUGCAUUGGUGUAGACACGGGUGGUCCAUUCCAAAAUCGUCAUACCUGGCUGAGGUUAAAAGAAUUCAUGUCAUCAUGAGCCAAGGCCAACAGGGGUAACCACCAUCUCUGGACAGUAUAGUGUUGCUGUAAACUGCAGCUUCAAAAGUGCGCUACAUCUCCGAGAUGUCGAAGUACUGAUGAGGCCCAGAAAGCCUAACUGGUCAACAGAGCAAAAGCUGCUUUUGGUGCAGCUAGUGAAAGCCAGAAGGGAAGGUCUACUGACUGGAAGGCAUUCUUGCCGUGAGACAGCAACUAGCCGAAGAUGGGCAUGGGAUGAGAUUGCAGAGGAAAUCUCCACUGCCCAUCCUGAUGUUCCCCGUACAGGAAAGGAGUGUGAGAGACACUGGUUUAUAGAGCAAGCCAAAGCCAGAGAGGCUAUGCUAACCCAAAAGUCACCUACAGAACAUAUUAAUCCAGUGACCAAACUAGUGCUGGAAAUCCUUCGACUGCAGAAAAAUGAUACAGAUUUUAGAGAUGGGAAUGACGAAGACAGUACAAGCUGUCAAGAGGAAGAGGAAGAACAAAUGGAAGUGAAAUAUGUUCCAACUACAGUUACACCUUUAAUAAACAUUGAGAUGCCCUUAAAUCACACAACUAAUAAUAGUGAAGAGAAUACUCCUGCCAGUCCCCAGUGCCCACGGUCACCCUCUGCAGAAAAAAAGACCCUAGAGAUCUCUGUUCUUCGCCGUCAAGAACGUGUGUUACAGUUGCAGGAGGAAUACUAUUCCCUCAAAAUCAAACAUCUUAAAGCACGGAUGUUGAUGGACCUUUGAUGGGACAGUGAGGGUGUAUGGGGAGAAAAGACAAUUAUUGUAUUAAAAAUACAAGGAAUUCUAGGUCUAGAUUUCUAUUAUCAUAGCUGUGGCUUUGUUUAUCUGUUAUCAAAAACUGAUUAUAUGGACCGCAAUUCUGUUUUAAUCUGAUUAGUCUCCGGAGAUGCAGAAUGAAUUCUAUUGUGUGUUGUACACUGUACGUGUGGGCUUCAUGAGAAAUGAUUUCACCAGUAGAUGACACGGUAGUAAUUUAUCUUUUUACUUGUAAAACUGUAUUUAUAAUGUAGACAUCCAGGUGGCCGUUGUAAAGACACUGCUAUUAUCUGCUGUUCCAAGUUUUGUCUGCCUGAUAAGAGCUAAUCAUUUUAAUUGUACAACUAGUUUUAGCUGUAAACGUAUGAGCAAUAUAAAUGUAAAGGCAGGAGGCAGAAACUGAAAGGUUUUAGAUGUAUUUCUCAAAAAUAUGUUCUAAUUCCAGGUAGGAGUCUGUAGUUUGCAGGCCAAGUUUAGUGCUGCACUGACAAACACUUUAAUAUAACAACAUAGUAAAACUGUAUGUAUGUUUAUGUUCUCUGUGAGAGGCUGUGAUGCUAGUUUUGCUGUUUCAGCUGUCGGUAUUCCACUGCGAGUCUAGUUCAGACCUGGUAUCUACAUCUAUCUCAGGUGAGGAGUUGUACAAUAAGAAUUAUAAAUGUUCACACCUGAUAUUUUCAUGCUUCGAAUGUGUGUGUGUGUAGCCAAUGCCAAAUGAAAACACCUUCCAAUCUUAUUUGCUAAAAAAUCACUACAUACUGAGGGUCUCUAAAAGUUUUGCACAUAGUACAAUAUUCCCAUCUAUUGUGCAGAAUUAUUUUUACAGGAUAUGCUCAUCUUAUCAUGCUUAAUAUAAGUUACAUACAUUAAAAGAAAAGGAAGUAACCUGACCUUUGAAUUCACAAGUCUUAGAUUUGUGACACAAAAGCAAUCAAGUGGUUGGUCUCUUUGGUCAGCAAAAAAAAUUUGUAAUACCAAAUUUUGCCUUGCUUUUUUAUAAUGCUAAUAUUUUAAUUAGUUACAUUACAUAUUUUCCUCUUCCUUGAGGUGGAUGGCUUACAACAGUAUAAGACCGUAUCAUGUUCCAUUAUUCUAACAUAGUUUUUUUUGCAUUGUGCUGCUAAAACUUCAUUGGCUGAUUAGAUAACUGCAAAAAUGUACAAAUGUUAACUAGAACAUAUUAGGGCCAAGAUAUUAUUUAUAGGGUAACUUGUUUUUGAGUUUUGUAUUAAACACACUUCAUUCAGUUGAUCAGGCAAUUGAAACCUUCAUCACAACUCCUUCAGCUCACUUAACAAAUCUUUAUUAAGUGCUAAAGGGUGUAGUGGAUGCAGAGCCUAUCCGAAGACCAUUAGGUAUGACAUCAAUUCAUCUAGUGCACCAUAGAGACACAUACUGAAGGAAAAAUGCAUGUAGCCAAUCUACCUGUAGGUAUGUUUUUGGGAGGUGGGAGGACUUCCACAAAGACUUAUUAUGGGACCCCAGACUCCCUUUGAAAACCACUCUUCUAGUACAGAAUUUCCAAUCUGUUGCAUGGAAAUGUAGUUGCUGUGUGCAUUCUGACUUAUUGUAUGCUUAAUUUAUAUUGGUUUAAAUAGUUUGUAUUAUAUUUUAAUAACGGUACAUCAAAAACCAAUAAGAGCAUUUCAUUUACAA
Messenger RNA from Silurus meridionalis, 2622 nucleotides. RefSeq lists its product as uncharacterized. Lineage: Eukaryota; Metazoa; Chordata; Actinopteri; Siluriformes; Siluridae. The coding region runs from base 298 to 933 and encodes 211 amino acids. The record is from RefSeq and is a predicted model, not a curated record. The transcript is spliced from 5 exons.